Molecule: messenger RNA, 1674 nt
Organism: Stereum hirsutum FP-91666 SS1
Lineage: Eukaryota; Fungi; Basidiomycota; Agaricomycetes; Russulales; Stereaceae
Exons: 6
Coding region: 1-1674 (557 amino acids)
Biological process (GO): SCF-dependent proteasomal ubiquitin-dependent protein catabolic process
Cellular component (GO): SCF ubiquitin ligase complex
Source: RefSeq, a predicted model, not a curated record
AUGCCUCCAAAAUCCGCCUCUUCUUCACGGCCCACAAAACGACGCCGCACCAAUGCCCUCGUCAUCGGAGCGCCCUCUGAGGCUGACCUUCCUUCAAGCCAAGUCAACGCUCCUUCCUCGUCGGCGUUCUCCGUUCGAACACUACCGCCACAACGGGGUACCGGUGUGCCAUCCCUGACUACCAUUUGCGCUCGUGUAUUCGUGCAGAACUUCUACAAACUGUCAAAGGAACAGGCUUACUGGGAACCGCGGAAGGGAUGGGACCUCUACAGGAAACAACUCCAGGCGUUUCCGGACGUAAUGAUCCCGAAGAUCUUCAACAUGCUCAGGUCGACAAGCCCUAAUUUACUGUCCCAGGAACUUGUCAAGGACAACUUUCUGCGCGGCGAUUCUGUGUCGCUUUCGAACGAGCUGGGUGGCGAGAGGCCCGUUAACAAGUAUAUAUUCUCCUCCAUCGCGGCGCUAGGAUCGAGUCUGGUACGCCUCGAGCUUGUAGGCUUCGAUAACAUACCCGACCAAACGUUUGGGGCCCUGCUCAAGCGCCUUCCAUCCCUGCAAAACCUGAACUUGCGCGGCUGCACGAAAGUCGGAGCAAAGACUAUGGAUGGCGCCACUCACUGCCCAAGAUUGUCGCAUCUCAACCUCAACUACACUUCCGUCACACCGCUAUCCCUCGCUCCUCUGCUGUUGCUUAUCAAAGACAAGCUUGAAGUGCUCAAGGUCGCAGGAAUUCUGAACUGGGAUAGUCGUUGUCUCUCCCUGCUACCGUCCUCAAGGAGUAAGCUCAUAUAUUUUUGGCUUCCACAGACAGAUGCCACAGUCGCCAAGCUUCUGGCGAGUCUAGAGGGCGAUGGUACUCCAUUGUCCUUCCCGCUCCUGCGCACUCUCAAAUUCCGACAAACAUCACUUACCGACGCAUCCAUAAACACACUCGUACGCAUGUGCCCUGCGUGCAGCAGUAUCAAUCUCGCCUUUACAGGUGUUCGUCGUCCACCAUAUGUGAACGAUCUUCUUUAUGUUCCUCCGCUGGAGAAACUAUCACUCACCUCGACGGCUAUUUCGAUGGACGACCUUCUCCUUGUCGUAUCUCACCUUCCUCGUCUGCGCUCCUUGAGCAUCGAUGCUCUUGGUACGGGAAGCCCGGGAAAGUCUUCUUCGAUGGGCAAUUCAACUGCUAUGACCUUGGAUGACCAAGGUUUACAGGACCUGACGUAUGUUCUUGUAGAGCUCGAAUACCUUGAGAGUAUAAGCUUGGUCGGCAAUGCGAAGUUGGGCAUGACGAGGAGUCGAAAAGAAGGGGCGUUGGAGGAUUUCAUAGGCCGUCGAUUAAACCUCGCGAAUAUAACAAGACUGCAGUCAGCACACCUUGCUGGCCUACUGAUGCCAGCCGAAGAGAAUGCCGAUGUCGAUAUCCAGGAGCCACCCCGACUGCAAGAGUUGAUCCUUAAUAACACCGCCGUUUCAGAUGACGCGACAGAGUAUAUCGCGGCGUGCACUUCGUUGGAGGUUUUAGAGUUGGCCGGCACGAAGUUCACCAACGAAGGCCUGUAUCCCAUCAUCGAUGCGUGUCCAAGACUGGCAAAGUUGGAUCUCACCAGCUGCCGUGGUGUUCCGGACACCAACCAGGUAUGGGAAGAGGAACGUACGAAUAACCCAAUUGGUGGGACAGCGUAA